Molecule: messenger RNA, 663 nt
Organism: Symbiodinium pilosum
Lineage: Eukaryota; Dinophyceae; Suessiales; Symbiodiniaceae
Source: the annotation of a GenBank genome assembly
GUGACAGCACAGCACUACGACAAGGUGGCUGCGAAGCAGUGUAAUGGCCGUCCUGAAGCGCUGGCUUACUUGAGGAUUGAGUCUCCAGAAGGUCAGCAGUACCUGACUGACAUGACCUUUUGUCAGGCUUAUGCCUGGAAAAACAGGCGCUUCAUGAUGGAAUCCUUCGCUGAGGUGGUCAAGAAGGAGACGCGCCGUGAUGCCUUGUGGGACCAGAUGGUCAACAUCCACCACAACUAUUGCGAGUGCGAAAGCUGCAGGUACCUCGAUCCUGCCACCAAGAGGUGGGUUGAGGAAAAGUUGUGGAUCACUCGAAAGGGGGCGACUAGUGCCAAAGUCGGACAGCUGGGCAUCAUCCCUGGUAGCAUGGGCACUGGCUCCUACAUAGUGCGUGGCAAGGGUGAGGCAGACUCCUGGCAGUCUUGCUCACAUGGGGCUGGCCGAUCUAUGUCCAGGGCUACUGCUUUCAGGAACAUUGACCCCAAGAGCUUUGCUGGGCACAUGCGCGAGCGUGGUAUAGUUUGGGACGUGAAGUUUGCAGACAAGGUUCGAGAUGAGGCACCCAUGGCCUACAAGGACCUCAACACCGUGAUGCAAAACCAGCAGGAUCUCGUCGAGGUUGUGCACCACCUACAGCCUCUCAUCAACAUGAAGGGCUGGUGA